Aspergillus terreus NIH2624 is the source of this 1602-nucleotide messenger RNA. Its product is annotated as oleate hydratase. The transcript is spliced from 2 exons. Gene Ontology annotation, biological process: fatty acid metabolic process. NCBI's taxonomy places the organism in Eukaryota, Fungi, Ascomycota, Eurotiomycetes, Eurotiales, Aspergillaceae. Bases 1 to 1602 code for a protein of 533 amino acids. The record is from RefSeq and is a predicted model, not a curated record. Gene Ontology annotation, molecular function: oleate hydratase activity; FAD binding.
AUGACCACCCAGCGCAACCCAGAUAACACCCAUGCUUGGUUGAUCGGCAGUGGUAUUGCAUCCUUGUCGGCGGCGGUGCACCUCAUCCGCGAGGCCAAGGUGCCUCCCAGCAAUAUCCACAUUGUGGACGUGCACCCCUCGACAGGCGGUGGAAUAAGAAGCUGCGGAAACGCCGAGAACGGAUACAUGUUGUAUACGGGCUGUCUCCCCUAUUUCCAUGACCGGUGUGUGGAGGACUUUUUGUCCCUUGUGCCGUCAAAACAAGACCCCAAGGCAUCCUUGUUGGAAUCCAUCAAGGACUACGAUGUACUCAACCGCCCUCAGAGGAGUGCGAUUACUCGCCUGGUGAAGCAGGGUCAUAAUGGACCGCAGCGAGUGGACGCCGACGAUCUUCAGAUUGGACCGCGUUACCGAAUGGAAUUGAUCAAGGUCAUGCUGGAGUCAGAAAAGACCCUGGGGGCUGCACGGAUCGAUGAGUUCUUCGAUGAGCAGUUUUUCAAAACCAAUUUCUGGUCUCUUUGGUCUACCACCUUUGCUCUCCAGUCCUGGCACAGUAUCCUGGAGCUUCGCAGAUGUCUCCGGAAGCACCUUGGGGACAUCGAGGACCUGAAUAACGUCCGAGCGCUGGACCGCACCAAGUACACUAUCUACGAGUCUAUCAUCAUGCCAGUCACCGAAUACCUCAAGGAUCAAGGGGUCGACUUCCAUUUCAGCUCUCGGGUGUCCAGAUUAGAAAUGGACCCGGACUCUCAACAGACCACUGUUGCCAAGAUUGUGAUACAGGAGGAAACGGAAGAUAAGGAGGUUGAAGUAGACCCGAGCGAUAUUGUCAUGGUUACCUUGGGAUCCCCCAAUUCCGGCUCCCAGGUGGGCUCUAACCUCGAGGCUCCUGCUCACUUCCCAGAGAAAUCCGACGAGUUGAUCGAUCAUGACUGGGCCUUGUGGAUUGACUUGAUGCACAAGUCUCCUUCAUUCGGAGACCCCAAACACUUUACCCAGAAUCCUCACCACACGGCUGUUGAGUCAUUCACCAUUACCCUCAAGAAUUCAGACUUCCUCAAGCAGUAUGAGAAAGCAACUGGCGACAGCGCUGGCACUGGUGCAUUGCUUUCCUUCACGGACAGCAACUGGGGCCUGAGCAUCAGUGUUCCCCAUCAGCCUCUAUGCGCCAACCAGCCACUGGAUGUGGUCGUCAUCUGGGGUUACGGAUUACAUCCCGAUGAGACUGGCAACUUUGUCUCCAAACCGAUGUGCCGCUGCUCGGGUAGGGAGAUUGCUACGGAAGUCUUUUCCCACCUUGGGUUCAGCCUCGAUGACCUUCUCCCCCGCUCGAACACGAUUCCCUGCUUGAUGCCUCUCGGUACUGCGCCGCUGUUGCCACGCGGACCGGACCACAGGCCCAGAGUCAUCCCUCCACAGACCAAGAACCUCGCAGUGCUGGGUCAAUAUGUCGAGAUCGCCGAAGACACCACCCUGAACAUGGAAUACAGCGUCCGCAGUGCGCAGAUGGCCGUAUAUUCAACCAUGGGUCUGAACAAGUCCCCUCCAAAGACUCGCCGGCACCUACUUUUGAACGUCUUGGAUUUGCUGGGAGGCGUCUGA